CUCCACCACCGCCGCGGAGCGCGUGCUGUGCGCACUCACUGCGUAAUGGCCUCAGGACCGACGGCAGCGGCGCCGAGCUCUCGUCUCCAGAUGGAUUAUGAGACGAAGAUCUUCCCCCACGUCGGCGGCUACGGGCGCUACAACCGGAUCGUGGUCGUGUUCAGCUGGUUCCCCAACUUCGCCGUCAUGCUCAAUCUGUUCAGCGACGUGUUCUACACUCAGAUCCCGGACUCGUACCACUGCAAGCCGGACCCGACGCUGCUGCCCUCCGCUUUCCUCCUCAGCAACUUCUCCAGGCAGGGAUACCUCAACCUCACCAUCCCCUGGGUGGACGGCUCCGGCCUGAGCCACUGCGAGCUCUUCAGGUACCCCCCCAACUCCUCGGACUUCUCCGAAAACGCGCCCAGGGAGCGGGUCUCCUGCACCAGGGGGUGGGAGUACAACCACGCAGCGGGGCUCCAGAGCAACUUUGUCACUGAGUGGAACCUGGUCUGCAGCGACUACUGGAAAAUCCCCGUGCAGCACAUCUGCUUCAUGACGGGAUGGAUCCUGGGAUACGUCUUCCUCGGCACACUGUGUGACUGGCUGGGCCGGCGCAGAGCCUUCCUCGUCUCCAUCAGUCUGUCCAGUCUGUUUGGAGUGGCCCUGUGUUUGUCCAGCAGCGCCGUCGUGUUCCUGCUGCUGCGUUUCUCUCAAGGCGCCAUGCUCGCCGGAGUGUUUGUGUCCUCGUACGUUGCCAGGCUGGAGCUGUGUGACCCUCCCCACCGCCUCAUGGUUGCCAUGGUCAGCGGCGUCUUCGGCGUGUUCGCUGAGCUGCUGUUGCCGGGCAUGGCUGUCCUGUGCCGCGAUUGGCCCGUCCUCCAGGCCGUGGCCACUUUGCCGUUGCUUCUGCUGCUUUCCUAUUGGUGCUGUGCGUCAGUGUUUCCCGAGUCUCCUCGCUGGCUGCUCGCCACGGAGCAGAUUCCUCAGGUGAAGAGGAGCCUCCAGGAAUUCUCCACCAGAAAUGGUGUUUGUCUGCAAGAUGAUCUCUACCCCGGUGAAACCCUGCUGUCAGACAUAGAUUCUGCCUACAUAGAAGACUGUGGCCCGAGUUACUACUCGGUUCUGGAGCUGCGUCGGACUCGUGUCAUCUGGAAGAACUGCCUCAUCCUCAGCUUCACCCUGUUCAUUGGAACAGGAAUCCAGUACUGCUUCACCAGAAACCUGCACCAUUACUCCACCAACUUCUACUUCAGCUACUUCCUGCGGGUGGUGAUGGGAGCCGUGGCCUGCGUCUUCAUCUGCCUGUCGGUCAAUCACUUCGGUCGGCGCGGGAUGCUGCUGCUCUCCGCCAUCAUCACCGGGCUGUCGUCGCUGCUGCUGCUGGCCCUCACUCAGUAUCUUCAAGGCGGCCUGGUGUUGGUGCUCUCAAUCGUAGGUUUGCUCUUCUCUCAGGCUCUCGCUAUGCUCAGCGUCUUCUUCGCCUGUGAGGUGAUGCCGACUGUAGUCCGAGGUGGAUGCCUCGGCCUGGUGCUGGCGUCCGGCUGCAUCGGCAUGGCCGCCUCCUCCCUGAUGGAGCUCCAGAACAACAGCGGCUACUUCCUCCACCACGUCAUCUUCGCCUCCUUCGCCGUCCUGUCCGUCCUGUCCAUCAUGCUGCUGCCCGAGAGCAAGCGCAAGCCGCUCCCGGACUCCAUGAAGGACGGCGAGUGCCAGCGGCGGCCGCCCCUCUUCCUGUCCCGGCCCGACAGAGACAACCUGCCCCUGCUGUGCACGCGGCCGCCGCUGUCCGAGUACAACCCCGACAACUACUCCCGCCUGGUCUCCGCCACCAGGAAGAUGUUGACUAAAGAUAACCUGCCGUAUAGGAUCGCCGUGCCAACCCACCCCCCUCUGCUGUCAGAAAAUGAAACGCAGGAACGUGAGGAUGAGAUGCGGAGGGAGACAUCCUAACAUACCCCCCCUCCGCUCCUCUGUACAGACUUGGAUUAUCCCACCUCCUCCUACACAUACCUCCUUCAUAACAUCCUUCAUACAGAAGUUUUCCCUUAGUAACUGUCCAUAACUCAACUGAAGAGAACUGACCUCAGCUGGGAUGUGAUGCACUUUAGAGCUGACGGCUCCAUCUACUGUACAGGGGCGUUAACCCGCGUGGAUUCAGGUAAAAGCCCCAGAGAACGGUGGUCUUCUUUAGCUUAACUUCGUUCUUUCUUCUCAUUUCUCCUCAUUCAAACCUGCGUGAAGGCUAAAGAAGUUCCUGCUGAACGAAAACAUGGUGUUGUGUGGCGCAUAUCUUUUGAAAGGGACGGUCAGCUUCACCAGAGGAGCUCUCGUUAGUCAGUCAGUCAGUCUGCUGAUCACAUGAGCAGCAGCACAUUGUUCGUUUAUCAGCAGCGCGAGGAAUUUUCUUUGCGUCGUCGCGGAGUCUGAUUCACCAGCUGUGUGUCGGUGCUGAUAGGAGCCCGGGGAUCACUAGGAACGCACAAAACAAGGUUCAAAAGUGUUUUUUGUGAAGCACACGAGAGGGCGCUACAUGAUGCACCAGUCACUGAAUAUCAUUCUUUAAUUGUUAAAGCUAACAUAUAGGAAAAAACACACAUGCAUCUCUAUUCAUGUGAAAGAGAUUGCAUGAGUCCUUUAUUUCCAUCUCCUGUGCCACUAACCACUUAUUCACUUACUAAUAUUUAGUGUGACGCGACCUGUGAAAAAGAAAAUAAUACAACUAAAAGAUGGUGAAUUCUGUCCAGUCGAUUAUUAGUGUUGUUUAAAUUCAGUUUUCCUUUCAUUUGUGGAGUCCCACUACUGUGGUUUCAAUGCUUGAAUGCUUUAGACCAACCUUAACUGAAGGGCAUUAAAUACAUCUUUUUUUUUAAUUCUUUUUUAUUAUUUAAUGUUUCUUUAUUUCCCAUAAAGCCUCUAAAUACUGAAUCCUUCUACACUGUUACUGGAAUAAUAUUGUGAUUUCUGUGUGAAAAUGUGACUUCAGCCUUCAAGUGGUGACACUGUGUAAUGGUUUACUGUUUAUAUGUUGCAAACAAAAGUGUUUAUGUGUUAAUCAGAGGUCAAACCGUAUGUUGUAUUCAUGUUUUUUUUGUUGUUUUUUUUUGAACGUCUAUGUGUUUGUCUCUCGGUAUGAUUCAAUUCACCAAUCUAAAUUAAAUAUAUUUAGUUGUAUAGCAAUUCAAAACAUUCAAAUCAGCUGUUUUUUGGAGUGUGUAAUGCCUUGUUCUGAACACUAGGUGGUACCAUUUCCAUACAAAUGCUCCCCUGUGACAAACCAGCCACACUGUUUUCAAGGGAGACGUGUUUUCAGAUGUGAAUGCAGCUUUCUCUGUUAUUAGUUCCUUUAUUCAAGCAUUGAGAACAAACUCUGUCGUAGAAUGCGUCAACAUUCUGCCUCUUGUCACAGUUUUUGUUGGGAUAUAACAGCAAAACGAGUUGAAACUCUGACUCAGGUUUUAAUAAACUGAACUUGUACAUGAUCAUUAUUGUGCCAUGUGUCUUUGCUGUUAUGUUUAUUUAUAUCACAAGUCCCGAUCUGAUCUUAGAUAAAAAAAAAAAGGCUUUUCUUAUCUUGCUUAUUCUCCUAGAUCUUGUGCGCAUCGUACGACUGGAUUCGUUCCAAUAAAUAUUUCUGUCAGAGUUAAUGUAGCGUGGAGAGGUUGAGCUUGUACAUUAUGUUCUCUACUCCAGAAAUGUGCUGGUCAUGCAACUCUAUAAACUCCAUAAACCCUCUCUGGAAUCGUUUUCACGUUGUCGCAGUGUCCAGGAAACUUUUCUUUAACGCAUUUUUUAUUUUUGAUGAUUCAAGGUGUUGAAUGACGAUCUAACGAUACCGCCUGGCUCCACAUUACAUAAUUAUAAUACAAAUGUCAGUAAAUUCCAACAAUAACAAUGAGAGAUUUAGAACAGAUUUAUAUAGCACCUUUUAUGACACCCAAUUAUGCUUUACAAGAACAGAGAAGACAAAUAAGAAAAAAGACAGCACAGGGUGAGCGAACGGAGU
This is a messenger RNA of Mugil cephalus (flathead mullet), 3985 nucleotides long. RefSeq names its product solute carrier family 22 member 31 (gene slc22a31). Gene Ontology annotation, biological process: transmembrane transport. NCBI's taxonomy places the organism in Eukaryota, Metazoa, Chordata, Actinopteri, Mugiliformes, Mugilidae. Gene Ontology annotation, cellular component: membrane. The record is from RefSeq and is a predicted model, not a curated record. The transcript is spliced from 9 exons. Gene Ontology annotation, molecular function: transmembrane transporter activity. The coding region runs from base 46 to 1932 and encodes 628 amino acids.